CCAUCGCUUCUGUGAUGGAGAGGCGAAGCCGAGCAGAGCAGAUAGAUAGCGCAGCGCAGCCCAGCAAGCAGCCUCGCUAGCUCUCGCAAACCUUCGCCACCAAGAACCCGGAAACCCCCUCUUCCAGAAGCUUCUGGAAUCAAUCUCCGGUCGAGCAACAUGCAGGAGUUCCACCCCGUCCCCGGGCUGGCCGGCCGGCUGUUCGGCGGCGCGGCGGCGGCGGCGGCUGUGGCGGCGGUGGAGGAGGUGCGGUGCCCGCGGUGCGACUCGUCGAACACCAAGUUCUGCUACUACAACAACUACAACCUCUCCCAGCCCCGCCACUUCUGCAAGGCGUGCCGCCGCUACUGGACCAAGGGCGGCCUCCUCCGCAACGUCCCCGUCGGCGGCGGCUGCCGCAAGCCCAAGCGCCCGGCGCCGCCGCCGUCGUCCUCCUUCACCGGCGGCGGCGGCGGCGGCGGCGGGUGUGGCCAUCGCGACUCCAAGAGCGCACGCUCAGCCGGCGGCGGCGGCGACGGCUCGGGCUCGACCGCGAGCGCCACGGCGACCCCCGCUGCGGCGCCUGCGUCGUCGAACACCUUGUCUGCUGCUGUUUCCCAGCCAAGCAGCGUCGACGCGCUGUCGCCGCCUCCGGCGCCGAUGUUCGCCGACCAGGCCACGGCGUUCGCGUCGCUCUUCGCGCCGCCGCCGCCGCCACCGUCGCAGGCGCUCCCGGCCUUCGCGAGCUUCACGGCGCAGCCCAAGGCAGAGGAGGACGUCGCCGACGCACCUGCGCUCGCAGCCACGGAGCAGCACCGGUCGUCCUCGGCGGCGUCGUUCGCCGCACACAGCAUCUCGCCGCCGUUCGCCGCCGCACGGUCCUCGGAUGGGCCGGCAGCGGCUGCCGCCGCCGCCGCCGCCGACUGGGCGCCUCCGACGGCGGUGCUCGACGCCGGGAUGUUCGACCUCGCCGGCGCCAUCGGCGGCGACACGUCGUACUGGAACGCGGCGAGCUGGACUGACCACGACGGCACGAUCUACCUGCCGUAGUACUGUGUCCGUCUGCUUUGACGAUCGUGCGCGCCGCCGCGGCCGGCGACUUUGGCUCAGCCGCUUAAUCGCCCGAGCCGUACGUGGUUAAGGAUUAAUUACUUACUCGACUUAUUAAUUGUUAACCACCGCCUUAAUCCAUGUUAUACCUUACUUAAGCUAUUGGUUUCUUCUAGUACAAUAUAUGAUUCUUUUGAGAGGUGUCUGUAAAUAUAUUACUAUCGGUUUUAAUAGUUACUUCCUUCGUUUCACAAUGUAAAA
Molecule: messenger RNA, 1290 nt
Organism: Oryza sativa Japonica Group (Japanese rice)
Lineage: Eukaryota; Viridiplantae; Streptophyta; Magnoliopsida; Poales; Poaceae
Product: dof zinc finger protein 4-like
Biological process (GO): regulation of DNA-templated transcription
Molecular function (GO): DNA binding; DNA-binding transcription factor activity
Source: RefSeq, a predicted model, not a curated record